AUGGCGCGGCUCAACCAGAUGGGCGCUAGCAUUGAUGUAUCAGGGAGAAUGGCAGGCACGUGGUUAGGUUGCCAGUUUCGAGAGUCAGUUGAAAUGGCUGCUGACCAGGUGAGGCUGAAGCCUCACGUCGCGGUGACCAGUGCUCAGACGGCAAGACCGUCGACGACCCGCUACGCUGGUGCCGCCUACGGCGCGCGCAACACGCUGGACUCGGCAUUCCUGCAGUGCAGAACUCAACAACUGUGCACGACCUGCCUGAUAGAGGAGCUGGACCCGCACUGCUCUGUGGAGUGUGGAGCCGCCGAUGGCAAGCAGUAUCUGCGCAGGAAUGCAGGAGUGCCCUGGAAGAUCUGGCUGGGUGACGGUGUUUUUAUCGCUGUGGAUCUGUUUGUCCAAAAUGCUGUGAAUGUUCCGCGUUUGUUGAGUGCAGGGGAGAGUAUCGUUCGUGAGGUUAAAGCGUAUAGCGAGUUUUAUUUCCAAGUGUGUAGCUUUUACUGUCCCCGUAAAUAUUCGUCAAGGAAUGCUAUGGUUGGUAGCCUGGAGAUGGCAUUUGAUGCAACGAAUGAGUUUUUGAUCUUUUGUGCUGCGGCGUCGGUGUUUGAGCGUGUUAUUGAAGUUGUUCGAUGUGACGACGUGCGGGGGCACGUGUUCCGUCAUUUCCCGUCACGUCUGCUGUACAGUGCUCGUACAGAUUUUAAUAAUUUCGAUGACUAUUUUGCUUUUUAUUUUCAGAGCUUCUCACACGGCACCACCAUCACAUGAUGCAUCUGUCGCUCGUGCGCCAUACCCGCGACGUGUGGUGAGACGCCCCAUACGGUACGGUACUGCUGAGUAUGAUGUGUGGUUGUAUGAACAUUUGCAGGAACUAACUGCCACGGAAACGGCGCGGGAAGGUCGUGUGGAGCGGACGCGGCGGCGUCGGAGGAUGGAAGCGGCACGUGUUGCAGCUGCUGCUCCUGCGGGCUUGCCCGUAGAAGUGGUGGUGGCGCCACCUGCUGCUGCUGUCGCUGACGCCGACGUUCCAGUCAGGAGACGUCGGAGGCGGGGCAGUGGUUGGACAUGUCACAAGGCCGAACGCAACCACCAUGCAUCGCAAUGAGCGGCUCUUGGACCGGC
Priapulus caudatus is the source of this 1116-nucleotide messenger RNA. RefSeq lists its product as uncharacterized. NCBI's taxonomy places the organism in Eukaryota, Metazoa, Priapulida, Priapulimorpha, Priapulimorphida, Priapulidae. The record is from RefSeq and is a predicted model, not a curated record.